This is a messenger RNA of Caenorhabditis briggsae, 3219 nucleotides long. RefSeq names its product Protein CBR-OXI-1 (gene Cbr-oxi-1). The transcript is spliced from 10 exons. Lineage: Eukaryota; Metazoa; Nematoda; Chromadorea; Rhabditida; Rhabditidae. Gene Ontology annotation, molecular function: protein binding; ubiquitin protein ligase activity. The record is from RefSeq and is a predicted model, not a curated record. Gene Ontology annotation, biological process: protein polyubiquitination; ubiquitin-dependent protein catabolic process. Bases 1 to 3219 code for a protein of 1072 amino acids.
AUGGAUAACAUUUUGCGAACGCUCGAGAAGAAUGCGAGGGAACGUGAGGGGGAAGAGAUACAAAGGAGAAGAGUCGAGUUGGCUGAAAAGUUGGAGCCAUAUAUUCGAGGAUAUUUGACGAGGAAGAAAUAUAAAGGAAAAAUUAAAUUAUUUCGACCAAACUUCUUCAAUGACUUUGAUAGCCUAGAAAAGAACAACAAAACUCUUCUAACCGUCACAGAGAUGCUCUCAAAGACACCAAAAGUCAUAGAGACAGCAAAAGCACAACACGAUAUAAAGCUCCUCUGCAAUAUCUGUCGCCAUAUAAUUAUAUCAAUCGAUUCCACAUCGAAAGAUGUCAGUUUUGUUGCUGCUUUUCUGAACAAAGACACUAUCAAAGACGCUACCUCAUUGAUCACUUCGAUUUUCACCCAAAUUCCCUCGGUUCUGAAUUCCUUGAACCCUGAAAAAGCGGCAGAUGUGAAGCAUUGGCAAUGUCUCAUCCAUUUUGUAAUUGUGUUCUCAUCGAGUUCAACAUGGCCAUUGAUUCGAAACGCUUCUCAAGUUCAUCCGGUUCUCAAUGGGUUAUGCUCAAAAAUGAUGAGUGUAUUUUACGAGCACAGAAACUAUGAACAGUUUGUGAGCUCUCUAUUCGUUGCUGUAAAUGGACAUAAACCUCCUGUCAAUGUGGAAACGGUAAAUGCUCAAUUCUCGAUUCUCUACAAGCCAAUCAAAGCAAACAAUAUUGAUCCACCACCUGAAAUAUUUUCAAUUUUCGUUCUGAAGGCGUUGACAUGUCCGGCUCUUCUGCUUCACUUAAAUCAACAAAAUAUUGAACAAAUCAAAACAACACAAUGUUUCGAAAAAACGCUCACCUGGCUGAGAACAAAUCAGGAAGAAAUCGAGAGUAAAAUGGAUGUGAGACUUCUAAUCAACAUGUUGGCCAACAUAGUUCACUUUGCUUUUAUUGAUGAGCAGACCCUCCAAACAAAGGUUUACGAAUGGACUUGGGCAGUCGGAACUAUGCUAUCGAGAUGUACUGAACUCACAGUCAAACAUGGAGAUUCGAAAAGCAGCCUACAGUACUGGCAUCCAGUAUUUGGUCAUUACCUUCUUCCAAUCGACAAACGAACCGAGGGUGCUCUCAAAAACGUCCUUUAUCAGCUCAAAAUGCUCUGGAGCUCGCGAGUCGUCAAGUGUCUAUUCCGGAAAAUAAUAGAGAACAAAUCACUUUCACCAUGCUCAACGCCUUCUGAUAAUCAGUCGGCCUCGAAAAAUCAGAAAGAUAUCAGUGCCGCGUUUAGUAAACUUUGGAGAAAACUCGGUGGCACUAUCGACUCGGUAACCUCAUCGAAAUCCGACAGUGAACCACCACCGAACCUUAUUGCUAUAGUGUGUCAAGUAUACAUGACUGCGUUGAGUACAAUGGUCCAUAUGAAAGGAGAAAUUGUAUCCGGAUUGUGUAGAGACGACCAGCUAUUGAAACAGUUGUGGUCAUAUUUGAGAGAAUGGGGUGAAAAGUAUGGAAGUUCCAGUGGAUAUUUGUUCAGCUCCUCUAAUGCUGAGCAAUGGGGGCCCGUGGCAGCUUCUCUUCAAUCUCUGAAAAGACCCAACUCCCCACAUACCGCCACACUUCGUCUAUUUGUGGAUGCUGCAUCUGCAAUCGUUUCAAUUCUUGACGAAGAGGAAAUAUUUGAAAAGGGAACUCCAUUUUCUAAUAAGGAGCUUGAAUCAAUUUGUAAAUAUGUGAAUAUAUUUUGCUUCCGUGCCAUCUGGAGUGGUGCUGUUGACGAAGCAACUGUAAACAGUACUGGUCUCUUUCAUAGUAUGCAUUCACUGCUCACAGUUCUCUAUGAAAGAGAUAGUCGAAGAUCGUUCACCAAUGAUCCCAAGUUUUGGCUAAUUUCAGAAGUGAAAUCAUCGUCGUUGACUAUUGAAUACGAAAAGAAAUCUGGAAAAGGAGUGUUGAUGAUGCGAAAAAUGGCACAUUUAGUUCCAAUCAAAGAUCGAAUGCUUCUAUUCCGACGUCAAGUUCAAGAUGAUAAAAAUCGAGUGGCAACAAUACAAGGAGAUUCGCAACCUCAAACAUGGAUUACUGUACAGAGAAAUCGAAUAAUCGAAGACGGAUUCCAUCAUUUAUCGAAAGUAUCGUUAAACCAGUUGAAAUCCACGAUCCGUGUCAAAUUUGUCAACGAGCAAGGCCUGGAUGAGGCUGGAAUCGAUCAAGACGGAGUGUUCAAGGAAUUCCUCGAAUUGACUCUCAAAAAAGUAUUUGAUCCACAGAUGAAUCUUUUUUCUACAACUUCCACGGGAGUUUUGUAUCCGUCCCCCACUUCAUCUCUCCAUGAUGAUCAUCUUGCUCUAUUCACAUUCGUUGGGAGAAUGCUCGGAAAAGCAGUUUACGAAGGGAUUGUCGUGGAUGUGACACUGGCUCCAGUUCUUCUCGCAGCCGUUCUCGGAAAUCAUCGAUUAUGUGCAUUUGAUGAAUUGAGUCAACUUGAUCAGGAACUAUAUCGAAGCUUAACUUUUGUGAAAAGAUAUGAAGGAGACAUGGCGGACCUUUCACUGACAUUUUCGGUUGAUGAGGAUUUUAUGGAUAAAAUCUCGACAGUUGACUUGGUCCUUAGCGGAAGAACAAUUCCUGUUACGAAUGAAAACAAAAUUGAUUACGUUCAUCGAAUGGCUCAUCAUCGUGUAUUUCGUAGAACUCAGGAACAAUGUAAAGCAUUUGUUAGUGGGAUGCAAUCAAUUCUUCAACCAUCAUGGCUUUCACUGUUUGCACCGAAUGACUUACAAUGCUUGAUCAGUGGAGUCAACUCAGACGUCGAUCUAUCAGAUUUGAAACGCAAUGUACAAUAUUUUGGCGGAUUCCAUGGAAACCAUCGAUUGAUCAAGUGGCUCUGGGAUAUUCUUGAAAACAAAUUCACUUCCGAAGAACGGAAACUAUUUUUGAAAUUUGUCACAUCCUGCUCUCGUCCACCAGUUCUCGGUUUUUCGUACCUAGAACCACCGUUUUCAAUCCGAUGUGUUGAAGUCUCGGAUGAUCAGGAUCAAGGUGAUACACUUGGAAGCGUUGUUCGAGGCUUUCUGGCAUUGAGAAAAGGAACCGCUGCUACUCGUCUACCCACUGCGUCUACUUGUUUCAAUUUGCUGAAGUUACCCAACUAUAAUAAAAAAUCGCUGUUACUCGAGAAGCUUCGAUAUGCAAUUCAUGCAGGAACAGGUUUCGAAUUGUCCUAA